AUGUCGUUGCACAGCAGAGCGCCGGCCCUCCUGGCGGCGCUCUUCGCGGCUCUGCUCAUCGGAACGGAUGCCAUCUGCCCCUACCACAUGCUGUGGAUGGAGGGCUCACCCAUGAAGCUCCCGGACGACCACCCGGCCCUGCGCGGCGGCGAUGGCGCUACCGCCACACGCGCGCUGCUGCAGGCUGACGGCGACGAGACCCCUGAUGCUACUGAAUUUCCCAUCGGCGCGGGUUCAUGCGCGUACACCAGCCCUAUGACCCAGUCCAGGUCGUGCGUCCAGUUCACCGGGGACAAGUGGAUGAGCAGCCCCGGCGAGGCGGAGAGCCUGUGCACGGAGGAGGGUCCGUCACCGGGAGCCGCGGACGGUGCCUACGACGCCGACGCGCUGUGCGAUGAGUUUGCGGAUCCGGACUUCGCGGGCGUGUGCUUGCGGGAUGCCGGGGAGGCCGAAGAGAUGAGGACGGCGUUUGUGAGCGUGCCGGACGAUCCGUCGUCUUCGUGCGAGGUGCUGAGGAGCGCUUGCGAGGCUUUCGGCGGAGGGCUGUUCGAGGGGCGGGGAGGAAAGUGCGGGGCGGGCGGCGGUGGGCGGGCCCCCUCCGUCAACACUUCGGCCCCGUGCCAGUUGUCCCCCGGCAUCGCUGGUGGUGGGCACAUCCACAUCGACUCCUAUUGGGACUCUACCUGCCUGAACCAGGGAAGCGAGUAUGCAAUGCCACUAAGAUGGGCGGCGGCUACAGAAACUGUAUUGGUGCAGAAAGGGGUCCGAUAUACUGGCUACGUUUACUACGACAUCGCCAAUAACAGGAAAAGGCAGGACUGGGUGGUGGUGGAGGGCGACGAACCGUAUGAUGAAUCUGUGUUUUUAAACGUCAAGAACACAACUCUCAUUCACCAGAACGGCGUGAUGCGCAUCAUGGACUGGGACACGGGCCUCUGCAGUAAGUCCAACCUGCCCGUCGGCAACAUCCGAUCCAAUUGGGUGCUGGACAACAGGGGGGCGGGCACCGUGUCGCAGUACUUGGGCUCAACUUACAUCCUAUACGACGGAGAGUACAGGCACGUGCGACAGUGGCGCAAGACGGAACCCCUCGAGAACGCCUUCCUGAUCCAGAGCUACGACGAGGAGACGGAGUGGGAGACGCCCGAGGGGCUGAAGCGCCGAGUCUUGCUGCGGCAGACGCCAGGGGGACCCGGCCAGGGGGACUCCGUCGACCUGUACUACAACCACACCACGGAUUACGACGACAGCGUGUUUGGUAUACUAGAUGGCAUCGACUGCCCGGCCCAGAACUCUAGCGACGGCAUCGGGCUGAACAACAACAGCAUUUUGCACAUAGACUCCGGUUUCGUGAGGGUGGAUUGUGAGGACUGUGGCCUUGUCUACAGCGACAAGGAGCCAGAAGAAAAGGAGGAAGAGGAGGCUACUGAGAGGCGGAACACUGCGGCAUACUUCAAUGGCACGGAAGUCCUGGGUGAGGAAUCUUACCUGGAAUUGAACUGGGAGUACCUUCCGGAGAGCGACACUUUUGCCUUCAGUCUGAAGAGCGAGGCGGCGGCGGGCUGGCUGGGGUUGGCGUUCACGAAGUUCAAGUGCGCCAUGGUGCCCGCCGAUGCAGUUAUUGCCAUACCGGCGGCCAGCGGCUCCGAUGCUGAUAUAAAUUCGUACAAAAUGGAGGUGGCCUCCUUGAGCGGUGUGACAGUGGACGAGGGCCAAGUGUUGGAAAGCGCGGCGCUGAGCGAAGUGGACGGCAU
Ostreobium quekettii is the source of this 1754-nucleotide messenger RNA. NCBI's taxonomy places the organism in Eukaryota, Viridiplantae, Chlorophyta, Ulvophyceae, Bryopsidales, Ostreobiaceae. The record is from the annotation of a GenBank genome assembly.